Prorocentrum cordatum is the source of this 660-nucleotide messenger RNA. The record is from the annotation of a GenBank genome assembly. Lineage: Eukaryota; Dinophyceae; Prorocentrales; Prorocentraceae.
CCCGCCAGCACGGAUGAGGAGUAGGGCCGAAGCCACGGAGGUCAGUGUCUUCAUUGCGUUGUCGUCGGGGAGCGCGGCCGCCCGCAGCGCGCAGCGCGAGCGCCCCGCGCGGAUGGCUGGCGCCUCUACAAGCCACAGGAGCGAUUCGGGCGACGCGCGCGGGCCUGCCGGCUACUGCGGGCGGGGUGGGGGGCCAGAAAGCUCUGCGCGGCAGGCUCGUGCCGUGACCUGGUCGGCCACACGCAGAAGCGACCACUGGCAAGGAGUGGCCUUUCGGAAGAGGAGAGAGGAGGAGGAGGAGGAGGAGAAGGAGGAGGAGGAGGAGGAGCGCGGGACUGCUGAGAAGCCAGCGAAGGCGGGCAAACACUGUCAUUAGCCAUUAUGUUUGUGAAAAGCGCGCUGCGACAGGCGCGCGCCAGAGACUGCUGGGCCGCCCUGCUCCUCGAUGGAGUGCCGUCGUGGCGUCGUGGACACCUCGCCCAAACAUCGUAAAUUUCUCGCAGGGGCGUCAGAACAACCGCUCGAAACUGCGCGGCGCGACCCGAAUUCGGCCGGUGCCCGCAGGGAGGGCGGGCAUGGGGCGACCGGGGAGCUGCGCCCCGUACCCCGCUCCCGCGCACCCCCACCUCGGCAGGGGCGGCACAUGCAGUGGCGGCCCUC